Molecule: messenger RNA, 14241 nt
Organism: Lepisosteus oculatus (spotted gar)
Lineage: Eukaryota; Metazoa; Chordata; Actinopteri; Semionotiformes; Lepisosteidae
Source: RefSeq, a predicted model, not a curated record
AAGCUGGACGGCAGGCGGAGAGGGCCCAGGUCCGACCGCCGGAGGACGGACAGCGCCGCGUGUGCCGACCCGGAGAUUCUGGGCCGGAUGGCCGAGGGGACGUCGGAAGCCGCGAGGCCCGGGCCGAAGUCCCGGUGGAAGAGGGCGAAGUCCCGUCCGGAAGACGGAAAGCCGGAGGCCGUCUCCGAGCUCAGGAGCGCCGAUGGUGCCGACAGUGCGGGGGCGCCCCCUCUGGAAGCGGGGGUCAGGAAGACCGAGGGGAGACCGCCGGGACGGAGGGGCAAGGGAAAGCGAGCCGCGAGGGCGCACUGGAGGAGAGCCGGCAGAGAGGCGAGCCUGGCCCCCGCCGCCGCCGCGCUCGAACCGCCGGCCGGGGAGCCCGCAGUCUGCCCCGCAGGACCACCGCAGCCCCCCGAGCCGACCCCCGAAGCCGGCAGCCGCAGCCCGGCCGCGGAGGGCCCAGAGCUGGGGAUCCCCGGGCUCAAGCUGAAGCGCGUGAGGAACCCCAAGGCUCUGCUGGCCAGUUCCGCCCGGGCCCGGUCGGGCCGCGACGCCAAGGGCUCCUCGCGGAAGAAGCAGAGCAAGUUCGUCUGGACGCUGACGCUGGUCAAGGGGAAGGGCAAGGCCACGAGGGUGCCGGAGAGCCCGCCCCGGGAGCCCCAGGACACCCAGGAGCCCCAGGACACCCAGGACAUCCAGGACACACCGCAGCCCAGCGAGAAGUGGGUGAUCGCCUGUCCCGAAGAGGAGGCCCAAGGAAAGGGCUCCGCGGCGCCGGCGAGCAGGCCGGGCCGGAAGCGGCGCUCGUCGGCCAAGAGGAAAGCGAGGACGGCCCGCGGGCCAGAGGGCGCCGGGGAGGAGCCCCUGGGGGAGCCCCCCGCCGUCCUCCUGCCGUUCUCCCCGGAGCAGUGCAGCAGGAUGCAGCCUUCGCUCCUGAUCGAGAGGAUCCGGCCCGAGCUCGCGGAGCCAGACACGGGCUCGGGGAGCAGCAGGGAAGCCCCGGGAGAGCAGCCCGCGCAGGUGGAGCCGGCCCCUCUUCCUCCCCCGUCUCCCCCUCCCCCCACCUCCUCCUCCCCUCCGCCUCCCCCUCCCCCCACUCCUCCUCCUCCUCCUCCCCCCCCUCUUCCCAGGGCGAAGCUGGGCUCCCCCGCAGGCUCCCCGAGGAAGAGGCGGGGGCACCGGCCCUGGUCCAACAGCAAGCGCAGGUCCAGGGCGGUGCAGAAGCCACGCGCGGAAAGCCCCCCCGCCCUGCCCGCCGUCCACGUGCUGUUGCCCGCGAUCGACGCGCUGGUGGAGAGGACGCACCCCGCCCCCGCGGGCGGCGCCCCGAGAAAGAGGCGGCGCUCCAAGAAAGUGCGCCCCGCGCCCGCGCCGACGCCUACACCUGCACCCCCAGCUCCGGAGGGGGAGACGGGACCCCCGCCGCCGGCAGAGGCUUUGGAGACGGUGGCGCCCGAGCCGCCGGUCUCCACCCCUCCGGAGCCGGAGCACCCGAUUGAGAAAGCGGUGGACGAGGAGACGCGGGAGGGAGAGGUCCUGGUUCUGGAGCCUCCUGCGUCGGACGAGAAGGAGGAAGAGGAGGAGGAGCAGCAGCAGCAGCAGCCGCAGCCUGACCUGCCGGCAAAGCCCCUCAAGCACGGCCGGCGGCGCAGGCCCCACAUCGGCCGCAGGGUGAAGAGGAAGGCUGCUGUGGCGCCCGCGGCGGCCGGCGAGGAAGGCCUCCCGGCCGCCACGUCCGCGACGACCAGCCCCAAGCUGGUGGGCAUCCUGAAGGCCAAGUACAGAAGGAAGCCGGCUUCCUCCGCCCUGAUGUUCCUGGGCGCCAAGCGGCCCCGCGGGCGGCCGCCGUCCCUGGCCAAGCAGGCGGAGCGCGAGCUGGCCCAGCAGCUCCUCUGCAAGGCGGAGAAGGAGGGCGGGGAGGCGCCGCACCCUGCCUGCAGGGACCUCCAGCGCGGCAAGUCCAGGUUCCUCAAGAACAUCCGGCACUUCAUCAUGCCCGUGGUCAGCGCCCGCUCCUCCCGGGUCAUCAAGACGCCCAAGCGCUUCAUGGACGACGACGGCAUGUCCGUCCUGCCGCGGAGGCACUCCCCGAAGAAAGCCCACCACCCGGGGGGGGGCGGGUUCGGAGGUCGCAGGCUGCACGGUAAGAUCGAGGACCUGGACUCGCCCGGCGUGGUGCGCAAGGUCGCCGUGCGCGUGCGUGUGCGCCCGCUGGGCUGCGACGCCCUGGCGCCGGGAGACGACGACGAGGAGGAGGAGGAGGAGCAGGAGGAGAAGGACCAGGCCGGCGUGGAUCCUGCAGACUCCUCCGAGCUCUCAGCGCAAGGAGAAGGAGAGCUUUGGGCGCCCAGCCUGUCGGGUGCGGCGCCGGGAGAGUCCCAGCAGGACCCGAGCACGGAGGGCGACCGGGUGGUGGUGGAGGAGAGCGGCACCUCCCACAAGAUCCGGCUCACCGGCGCCAACAAGAGGAUGUUCCACCUGCUGAAGAGGGCCAAGGUGCAGCUGAUCAAGAUCGACCAGCAGAAGCAGCUCAAGUCCUCUCAGUGCAUCCUAGGGAAACGCCGGCGUUCGUCCCUCAGCGUGUACCAGUCCAGCGAGGAGGAGGGGGAGGGGGCCCGGUCGUCCCCGGCGACGGGGGCCCCCCCCCCGGACGAGCAGGGCGGCUCGGUGAGGAAGCAGCCGCGCCGCUGCGCCAAGCAGCGCUCCUACUUCGACCUGCUGGACUCGGACGACUCCGAGGCCGACCUGCCGGCGAGCCACUCCUCCGCGUCCUCGCCCGGCCGCAGGCGGGCCAGCUCUCACCGCAGCGCAGAUUUCAUCCCCCUGGACGACAUCCCGGACGAUGACGAGCAGUCGGAGGACAGCGCGAAGCAGCGCCGGGCCGGCCAGAGGGGCCAGCCCAGCCGCCGGCGCUCCGACAAGUCCAUCCCGCAGGCACCUCGGCUAGGACAGCAGCAGCAGGGGAAGGAGCAGCAGCUGGCUCUGCUGCAGGAGCAGUGCCCGCAAACAGAGCGGGAUGCGCAGUCAGAGCAGGAGUCUGCGCAGACAGGGCGGUCGUCUGCGCAGGCCGCGCAGGAGGCUGGGCCGCUGGAAGAUGGCCAGCAGACCGAGCCCGAACCCGAGGAGCGGGAGGUGGAGGGAGGUGACAAGAGCCCCCUGGAGCAGACCCCACCCAGUGUGCUGGCAGCUCUGGCCAACGGGUUUGCCCAGAGGGAGAAAGAGCCCUCCGAGCCCUCGCACAAGAUCCGCGUCGACUUCAAGGAGGACUGUAACAUCAGGAACGUGUGGCUGAUGGGAGGGCUCAGCAUCCUCACCUCGGUUCCCAUCAUCCCUCAGUACGUCUGCCUGCUGUGUGCCAGCAAGGGCCAGCAUGAGAUGUUGUACUGCCAGGUGUGCUGUGAGCCCUUCCACCGCUUCUGCCUGGAGCCCGGAGAGCGCCCCCUGCAGGAGAACAAGGAGAACUGGUGCUGUCGCCGCUGCAAGUUCUGCCAUGUGUGUGGGAGGAAGAACAAGCACUCCAAGCCCCUGCUGGAGUGCGAGCGCUGCCAAAACUGCUACCACCCUUCCUGUCUGGGACCCAACUAUCCCAAACCCAACAAGCGCAAGAAGUCCUGGGUGUGCAUGACCUGCAUCCGCUGCAAGAGCUGUGGCGUGACGCCGGGGAAGAGCUGGGAUACAGAGUGGAACCACGAGAAGAGCCUGUGUCCCGACUGCACCAAGCUCUACGACCAGGGUAAUUACUGUCCCAUCUGCUUCAAGUGCUACGAGGACAACGACUACGACAGUCAGAUGAUGCAGUGUGUCAAGUGUAACCACUGGGUCCAUGCCAAGUGUGAGGGGCUCUCAGACGAGCUGUAUGAGAUUCUGUCCAGCCUGCCGGAGAGCGUCGUGUACUCUUGCGCCCCCUGUGGCCAGUCCCAGCCCAGCCUGUGGAAGGAGCUGCUGAACGCUGAGCUGCAGGCCGGGAUAGAGAAGGUGCUGGCCUGCCUGCUUACCUCCACGCUCACCGGCCACCUGGUGCACUGCGAAGAGUGCCAGGUGCUGACGGACGGCGCCAGCGGCGGCGCGGAGGGCGGCGCCAUCUGUGACCUGAGGGCUGUGGGCAGGAAGUUCGACAGCGGCCUCUACACCACGCUGAAAUCAUUCCAUGAGGACGUGGUUCAGGUGAUCCGGGGGAGGAUGGAGGAGGAGAGCAGUCUUCCCGAGGAGAAGCGACCCACCUCCGUCGCCCGAUCCUACUACCUGACGUUGCUGGGGAAGAUCUUCAGCUGGUUCAAUGGCCAGGACACCAAACUGUGGGAUCCGCGUUCCAAAGAGUUCCCCACCGGGAUGCUCCCGAACGCAGUCCUGCCCCCCUCCACCGAGCACGUCUACGCCCAGUGGCGCGAGCGCGAGGACUGGUGCGGCGCCGCCGGCCUGCGGCGGAGCGAAGCCCAGUUAGAGAUCAAGCCCGAGGAGGAAGGGAUGCAGAUCCCCACCCCGACCAGCAGGAGGCCCCAUCCCCGGACCAACACCAGAACCCACCGCCUCAAGGCCAAAGGGAAGCGGAGCCGCCCGUCCGGGGCCGACGUGGACACCGGCUGGUCCAAGGAGGACGAGAGACAGUGCGCCUUGUGCCAGAAAUACGGAGACACCAAGUCCAACGAUGCGGGCAGGCUGCUGUACCUGGGUCAGAACGAGUGGGCCCAUGUCAACUGCUCUCUGUGGUCGGCCGAGGUCUUCGAGGAAGAGAACGGCUCUCUGAUGCACGUCCACAGCGCCGUGACCCGAGGGAGGCUCAUGCGCUGCGAGAGAUGCAACCAGCCGGGGGCGACGGUGGGCUGCUGCCUGCCGUCCUGCCAGAGUAACUACCACUUCAUGUGCGCUCGCUCCAACAACUGCGUCUUCCAGGAGGACAAGAAGGUCUACUGCCACAAGCACCGGGACCUGGUCAGCGGCAAGACGGUGUCGGGGGACGGGUUCGAGGUCCUGCGGAGAGUCUACGUGGAUUUCGAGGGGAUCAGCCUUCGUCGGAAGUUCCUGACCGGUCUGGAGCCGGAGUCCAUCCACAUGAUGAUCGGCGCCCUGCAGAUCGACAAGCUUGGCGUGCUGACGGAGCUGUCCGCUCUCCAGGGCAAGCUCUUCCCGGUGGGAUUUCAGUGCACUCGGUGGUACUGGAGCACGGUGAACCCCAGGAGGCGCUGCAGGUACACCUGCCGGGUGAGGGAGGUGCGCCCCCCGGUGGUGGAGAAGCUGGUGGAGGAAACGCCAGACCAGGGGGAUAACCGCACCAUCGCGCACAGCCCCUGUCCCCCAUCAGAGGAGGAGCCCCCCGAGACGGAAGCCGGCGCCUGCCCCCCUCCCGCUGAGGCCCCCGCCAGCGCCCCCACCCCGCUGUCCAAGCCGGAGCCCGGGGCCCGGCCAAAGGCCCCGAGCUACCCCCAGACCCGGAGACCAGCGGGGGGGCUCUCCAGGCCGCUGCCCUCCCCAGGGAGCGCCCUGUCCAAAUCUCACCACAUCCUGACAAUCAGCGACCUGGAGGAGACCCGACGCCCGCGCCGGCACAGCCCGCUGUCCCACGGCCCCGGCCCCCGCGCCCGCAUCGCCUCCCCUCCGCUGGGGGUCCCCUCAGGACCAAUAACGCUCAGAGCCGGGGGGUCCCUGCACCCCAAGCCCCCAGCGGGGGCCCUGCCGCUCUUCCCACUUGGUGCUACUGAAAACCUGCUGACCUCUGCCCCGCCCCGCCCUGGCAGCCGCACUACCUCGGCCAGGGGGGCUCCCUUGGCGGCGGGGGCCCCCACUUCUACCUCAGGACUCUUUCCGCCCUGGCAAGGCGGCGGCGCCGGCAGCCCGGCGUCUGGGUCGGGGCCCCCCGUCUCCCCGGGCGAUCCGUUGUCCUUUCCCCCUCCCGCCCCGGCUUCCCAGCCGCUCCCCCGGCCCAAACUCGCCUUCGACGGGCAGUUCCUCCGCCAGCCGGACUCCGCAGAGGUGCCCCACGACUUCCUGGCCACCCCGGGCCCGGACCCGGACCAGGCGGGGGCGGCGGCCGCCAACGGCACGGCCUCCCCGUCGCUGGACUCCAGCCCAGGGAAGGGCGCCCACGUGGCGUCGGAGCCGGAGUUCCCCUACGCCCCCUUCGACGUGGACUCGGACGUGGCCAUGGCGUCGGUGCUGAACGCCGAGCUGGAGUUCGACGAGAGCCUGCUGAACGAGGACAUGGCGCUGCACUGCGGCGCCCAGAUCGUGGUGGGCGAGGAGGAGCCCGCCGACGAGUUCAGGGAGGCGGCCGAGGAGACGGGCCGGCCCGCGGCGAAGCCCCUGUGCCGCCCCGCCGUGGAGGACUGGGCCAACACCUCCUCCGACGAGGACAUGGACAACUACUUCGACUUCUCCCGCACCGUCGUGGCCGCCCGCGACCCGCCGGACGCCCCGGCUCCCUCCUCGGGCUCCGUCCCGCAGCUGGACGGGGUGGACGACGGCACCGAGAGCGACGCCAGCGUGACGACCAGCGACGGGCCGCAGAACUUGAAGAACGCCGGCCAGAACCAGGGCCAGGGCCAGGGCCAGGCGCCGGCGGCGGAGGAGGAGGCGGGGGCUCGCAGCAACGGCCUCUCGGAUCCCAGCGCGGCGCCCCUGCUCCUGGACAGGAAGGCCAGCCUGUUGUGCCCCCAGCCUGCGGCGCCCGAGCAGGGGAGCUCGGCACCCCCAGAGGAAGCCGUGGCGACUGACCCUGGUGCUUUGAGACCUUUCGCCUGCGGGGUUGCGGCAACCCCCCUGGAGAGUCGCGCGCCGCUGGCAGGGAACGUCUCGUCUUCCGGAUGCCAGUCCCUGGCUCUGGGGGACCCGACGGCGGAGCCGGGACUCUCCCUGGAGGAGCCUGCGCCCCCAGAGCUGUGCCCCCCACUGGUCAGCACCCUGCCAUUUGUAGGCGGAGUGGCGGCCGCGUUGCCGCCAGGCGCCCAGGCUCUCGCCGAAUCCCUCUGGCCGCCUGUCGGGGCUUCGGGAGAAGCGAAGUCCUUGGCGGAGAGCUACGGAUCGGGGGCGGGCGGCGAGCCCGUCCCGGCGGAGGCCCCCAAGGAGGUUUUCCUGGACCCCAGCAGCGGUCACUUCGUCUCGGCGAAGGAUGGCACCCUGGUGUACUUCGGCGGUGGCGGCGCGGCGGAGGGGGUCUCCGAGCAGCUCGCGGCGGGACAGCCGCUGCUCCCCUCCACCCCGUGCCUGAACGGCAGCCGCGAGGCCGGGGCCGACCCGUUCAAGGAGGGCUCCCCCCCCUUUGCCCAGCUCCUGAAAUCCACUCCCCUUCCCGUCCCGCUGGCGGCGGCGGCGGACCCCCUGAAGCUGAGCCCCCCGGUCCAGAUCACCACGCCCCCUUUCAAGCCCCUGCCGGUCCCCUACAUCCGUGCCCCCCUGGACCCGGGCCUCGCCGCCCGGGUCGCGCCCGUGCUGCCCCCGAUGGAGAGCUUCCGCACCCCGCUGCUCGCGGCCGGGGAGCAGAGUCGGCCCUUGUCCAGCCCAGGCCCGGCCUCCAUCACGCACAUAACUGUGGCCCCGGGGAGCACCCCGACUCUCCAGACAGGGGUGACCUACGUGUCCCCUUCCAGCUACGCUCCUCAGCCUGAGGGCCCUGGAGUUGCCCUGAGCCAGGCCGCGGGUGUGUCUCUGGGGUCCUACGGGCCCGUGUCCCUCCCGGUCUUUUCCCACUCGCUUCCACCUGGCUCCUCCGCGGUCUCCGUCAUGCCUCCAUCUUCCUCCUCCUCCUCCCUGUCCCUGCUGAGUCCCAGCCCCGAGCUCAGGGAAGGCCUGUGUUUCCAAAGAAGGGAGGCGGCCCUGUGCCAGCCCAUCCGCCCCCACCCCCCCGCUGCCGCCGGGCCUCCCCUCGCCCCCCCCGCCUCCGCCCCCAUCCUGAUCAACGGGUACAGCUCUGCCGCCCUGCAGAAGGACCCCGCCGCCCCCCGGGGGCGCACCAUCUCCAUCAACUUCUCGGCCCCCCGGCCGGCGCUGGAGCAGCCCCAGCAGCACCUGGUCAGCCAGGGCCUGCCGGGCCACACGGUGCUGACCGUGCGCGAGGUGGGCGGCCCGAACGUGGACCCCACCCCGCAGGUGCUGCUGGUGAACCGGUACGGGCAGAUCUUCGUCAAGAACCCGGAGAACAACACCUUCCAGCUGCCCACGUCCAGCUCCCCGCUCAGCUGCAUCGGGCAGAUCGCCAGCAUCCUGCAGAGCAGCGCGCUGUCCUCCACCCUGGGCGGGGCCCCCGCCGGGGUCACCCACGCCACCUUCCAGACGCACGCCCCCCGCAUGGUGACGCCGGUGCCCGCCGCCUCUCACGCCGCGCCCUCCCCGUACCCGCCGAGCGCCGCGGCCCGGGUCGUGGCUUACGCCAGCAACGGAGGCGUGAGCGCCGCCGACCUGCUGGUGGCCCGGGGCCUGGCGCUGCCCGCCGCGAGGGCGCUGGAGGAGAAGAAGCCCAAGAAGAGGAGGGCGCCGCCAGCCGCCAGGAGGCCGAAGCCGCUUCCCACCUCUUCCUCCUCCUCCUCCUCCUCGCCCUCUGCGGCCAACCCCCUCGAUCCGCACGCUGCGGGUGUGCCCACCGUGGUGAUCCGCACCCCGCAGCUCGGCGCCCGGAGCGGGGCGGCGCUGCCGGCCCACCCCAAAGCCAUCUUCGGCCCCUCCAGGUCGGGCCCCCGCGUCCUCGUCCGGGCCGCGCACCCCAGGGGCCCCCCAGCCCUGGGCCGCAACCGCGUCCUGAGCUCUGUGGUGAUGCCCCCCGGCCUGCUGAUCGAGCCCCAGGCCCAGCCGGGGCCCGCGGCCCCCUCGCCCCGCUCCCAGGUCCGCGUCAAGCGGGUGUCCUCCCUCUCCGACCGGAUUGCCGUCAAGAAAUCCAAGGUGGACUUCGUGGCGCUGGAGCCGCCCUGCUCCCAGGAGGAGCUGCGCCGAGCACAGAGCUCAGCAGCCAGCAGGUCUGGGGGAGUCCGUAUGAAAACUCCGACCGUGAAGGGGGUUCUGGAUCUGGACAAGCCCAAGGAAGACCCGUACAGCGACUUGGAGAACAACAGGCUGGCCUCCUGGGAUCAGCUGACGUCCGUGGCCGGGCGGGUGGGCGCCGAUCCUCGCCCCGAUAGGUCCCUGGCCUGCAGCAGCGUGGGGCGCAGUGCGCUGACGGACUGGAACAGAUACUCAGGCGUGGCGUCCAGCUCGGAGGACGAGCCCCCGCUGCCCGAGCCAGACGAGGAGACGCCCGUGAGCAGAGACCAGCCCCACCUGCUCUUUGAGAUCCGCAGCGAGGACGGCUUCCACAUCGAGGCCGACAGCAUCGAGGUGGCCUGGAAGGCAGUGAUUGAUGGAGUCCAGGAAGCCCGAGCCAGUGCCCGCCUGAAGCAGCUGUCCUUUGCAGGUGCGGACUCAUGCCUUUUAAAGCUUAUAAUAAAAGUUAAUGAGAUAGUUAAUUUGUGGUCCUUCUCCUUGUCUCUAUUCCAUCUGUCAGUGUGUGAGAUGCAGGGAAUUGGUCCUGCAGUGCUGUCAGUGAGAGCUAAGAGUCACAAAGUAAAGGCAGUCAGGACCACGCCACUCGCCUGGGGAAAUCAAGGGAGGUCUUCCUGUGGCUGGGUUCCCUCCCACGUGCUUCCAGCAGAGACAGGCCACCCUGAGCGUGUCCCAGCUCAGGCAGCGGUACCGGACUCCCCUGACUCUGUCCCUCUCCCCUUCAGGAAAUCCACCUUCGACAUGUUCAACUUCCUGGCCUCCCAGCACCGGCAGCUGCCCGACUACGGGCCCUACGACGAGGAGGAGGACGAGGUGCCGCUCAAGUCCACCAGGCGGGCCACCAGCCUGGAGCUGCCCAUGGCCAUGAGGUUCAGGCACCUGGAGAAGACCUCCAAGGAAGCAGUGGGGGUGUACAGGUCGGCCAUCCAUGGGCGAGGGCUGUUCUGCAAGAGGAACAUCGACGCCGGGGAGAUGGUGAUCGAGUACUCGGGGAUCGUCGUGCGCUCCGUGCUGACGGACAAGAGGGAGAAGUACUACGACAGCAAGGGCAUCGGCUGCUACAUGUUCCGCAUCGACGACUUCGACGUGGUGGACGCCACCAUGCACGGCAAUGCGGCGCGCUUCAUCAACCACUCCUGCGAGCCCAACUGCUACUCGCGCGUCAUCAACGUGGAGGGCCAGAAGCACAUCGUCAUCUUCGCCCUGCGCAAGAUCUACCGCGGCGAGGAGCUCACCUACGACUACAAGUUCCCCAUCGAGGACGCCAGCAACAAGCUGCACUGCAACUGCGGGGCCCGGCGCUGCCGCCGCUUCCUCAACUAGAGGGGUCCCCUGGGACAGCCAGAGUGGGGGGACAGCGGGAGAAGGGGGGGGACGGCUCUCUGUACAGAAGGAGGUGGAAUGUAGGGAGUGAGGACGAGGGCGCGAGAGGGAAGCUUCCCCGGAAUCGGAGAAGAGAGAGGCCUGGGUCACCCCGGAUCUCGCUCCGGCAGAGCAGGUCAGAGAGGAACGUGGCGCCUCCAAUUCCCCACCCGGAAGAAGACGGCCCUGAGCAGACUUUCCCCAGACCCCCUGCUAGAAACCAGGAGUCAAACACUGUGAUUUUUUUUAAUGACUUUUUUUUUUAACUCGGAUUAUGUCGCGCAGAUUGAAGGAGCCAGGCAGAGGCCCGAACAGCGCCACCCCUGUUCUCUGGACCGGGCCAAGGCCGGAGAAGGACGGAGGUGUUCCGUCCCGAUCCGAGAGGGGCCCGGUCGGUGUGGCUGCAGCAGUUCAGUCCGACCUGGCUCGUAGCGGGGGGGGCAGUUCUGGACGGGGGGCAGGAGGGGAAGAUGAGUGCGAUGGACAGAGGGAGGGAGGUGACAGCUGCUGCUGGCCGCCACCGUUCGCACAGGUUUCCUCUAGAGUACCGAGCGAGUCCUCGGGGGCCCCUGUACACUGUACACCAGGGCUGGAAAUGGAGUCUGACUCCUACGCUAGUCUUUCUUGGAGCCAACACUAAGUACCGUGGUUUUACUGGCUGGGCAAACGAGCACUUUUCUCAUUUAAACCAUCAGUCAGUCCGUCUGGUUCUCACACAAUGGUCAGGAUUGUAUUUUCAAGUUGGUUUCCGUUUCGCUCUCAGUGGGGCGGAGAUGGGUCACCUGUCAGUGUGCUGUGAGCAGGGUCUGGCAGUCGAUAUCGGGAAGCUUUGAUGUAGUUUUAUUCUAAAACGUGCACUCGGCACACCUCCGAUGAUUCAGGACAGGAAAACGACAGCUCCCUCUCCUGUCCCGAGUCUUAAACCUGCUGUACAGCCGUUAAGCUCAGGCUGUCUUUAUCGCCUGCUGUAGUUCAGCGAUCCAGUUCAGGUGCAGAAUCGCAGACAUCUCAGUUCGUCUCAUCCUUCUGCCGGACAGAAGGCUGCGUUACAGUUGUGAGUCUUGUGCCAGUUGUGGCUGGGGAACUUCAGGGGAGCCCGUGUUCAGUUCUGGGAUCGAAGUACAGUAGCCUCCUGCCCGGAGCGCCGGGAUUGUUUCCUUAAGAUCCGUUUCCAGCUGCUGGAAUUUGACCGCAGACCCUUUCCUGUCGGAGGGGGGACAGGCUGGCUGGUUUUCUUCAACCUGUUCUCACAGUCCGCCCUCUCCUUGGGGUACUCGUGACCCUUGAACCCUUCCCUGUGUUCGUUUGCUUUGCGACCCGAGACUCGGAUCCGUCUGUGCGCAGGAGCAAGCCCGUUCCCUCGUGUCCUUGCGCGGACAAGUUCGUCCCUGCGCCUGGCUCGCUCCGCGCACGAUCGCGGGCCUGGUUUGUGAAACCACACCGCGCAGAUGUUCUCGGAGGUGGUCUAUUUAUAACCCCAGGGGAGGCGCAGGCCAUUUCCUCUGCACUGAACCUGGCCGCUCACCCUGGCGUAACCUUGGGAACGCCAGGCAGAUACAACAGCCGGCCAGCCCCAACCCCCCCCCCCGCCACACCACCACCGUGCCCGUUCCUAAAAAUAAAAACUCAAAAGUGUAGCAGGCCCAGGUGCCUCUCCUGUGAGAUCUGCUAAAUGCUCUGGGGAAGAUAAGACAUCGGAAAAUUCUUGCAGUGUUGGAACCAAGUGUUUGCAUGGUGCUAUUUUUCCCCCCAAUCUGAAGCCAGAAAGGACCAGACUUGAUGCUCUUAAGUUCCUCCACAGCUGGGCAGUGAGCUUCAUCCCUCUGCGUAGCGAUAUUUCAAGACUCGCACCGUUAGUGAGAACCUAAAGGAAAGAACUGCAUUCUUGGUUUCUUUGACUUUGGGGGAGGAGAGAAGUUGUAUUUUUUAGAGCAGCUAACUUUUUUUUUAAUUGCGUGCACAUAAUGUACAAUGUUGAUAUGUUCCUUGUUUUUAUGUACUGUUAAAACUAAAACUUUAACUCUUGAGGUUUAGAAGUCUGUACUUGAAGGCUUGAUUUACUUUUAGAUUUACGUUUACAAGUUUCCUUUUACGUUUUUUGUUUUACUUGAACAGAUAUAGAUCUGCGCAGAGUUGAAAAAUCUAAAAUUAGCAAUAUCUUGUGAUUUAGCCUUUAGUGGUAGAUCUCUGUUAUGACUGAGCCACGAUUUUAACGUUUUAGCAGACUAAAGUGAACCCCUGGCACGUUCGGGAUUCGUUUUUCUGGGGUAGUGGUAGGUGUUCCUGGCAGGCGUCGCGUCUCGGAUCUCUUUUCACGUUCAGUACAGUUUGUCUGCUCGUUCGCGGCACCACUUCGUCACGAGAGGCAGGGUGAGAAAGAGCAGUCCGGGUCUGUAGCAGGAGAGCCCAUCUUUCUCCGACGAGCAGUUUCCCUCGAUCGUCCUUUCGGUGCUUUGAGGGUUUCCUUUCCUUUCGCUCGGCUCUCUCCGUCUCCGAGGUCUCUGAACAGCCCGGCUGUCGGUGUCCCGCUGCAGCCCUGACCCGGUCCGACAACCAGCACUUUUAAAACACAGCAAACCCCCCUGGCCUGGUUUUACCCCCCUCACCCCUCACUCUAGGCAAGGGAAAUCGGGCAGCCUGUCUUUUCCGAAGUCGCCUCUUCAUACAGCUGCCAGCGCAGUGCAGGCCCUUGCGACCAACACCCCCCCGAGCGGCCUCCUCCUCCCCCACCUCCUUCCCCGGAGUUCUCUCGGAUCAGGGAUUCUACCUCAGUAGCUGGAAGAAUAUGCUGGGCUGUGAUCUCCUGUGGAAUCUGGUCCACCUGUGCAAUGAAGGAGACGAAGUUCCUAACCUUGACACGACCUGCACAACCCUGCCCCCGCUGUGACGCGCUGCAUACGUGUGUAGGGGAUACUUCAACAAGAGGAAAGAAAAAGUCAUAAAACAAGAAUUAAAAGUGGUAAACUGGCUUUGUUACCUUGUAUAAAUAAACCUUCAAGUUUGUACAUUUGUAUAAAUAUUUCUAAACCUGUUUAAUUUUUCUAUGCACUUUUUUAUUUAUGAUGUUAUUUGCUUAAUAAAGAUGUUAAGAUGUUUGAACAAAAAAACAGUGUGCCAGUUCUUAUUAAAGAGUAGAGACUUGGAACAAAACAGCAGAUUCUGACUGCUGGGCCUUCAGAAAUGUGCUCUGAGGCAGCUGUUCCCCAGUCACACACCUGCUUCUCAUUGCAGCCUAGCUCUUCUGGUUAUGGAGCAGCAUGAUGUGUAUCCAGCUGGCCCUCUGGGGAAGGAGUGCUUUUGAUGGGCGUUUCUGGUAGUGUCACCCCCUCCUGUUUUCGCCAUUGAGUGAUCUACUAGUAACAGCUAAUAAGGAGAGGCUGAGUUCAGCUCGAGUGCUGAAGGUGUGGAAGAAGUUGAAGAAGCUGACUGAAGAUGUUGAGUCGAAACGAGCAGGCAGGUGAGUGAAGUCGUCGCCCUAGCGAUCACCUGGGGCGAAACCCAGCCGGCGCCGUUCCUCCAGGGCCAGAGAGCCAGCGGCUGGAACAGCAAAUGCGCAAAUAUGGGAUUAAACUUGACUAUACCAGCCAGUCUCUUCCCACAAGCUCAUCCUGGUUUUAAAUGGGCUUCUAACAGGUAAUUAAGACCGGCCUUCACUGCAUCACAAGAGAGAGAGACACACCAAAACAACAAAACUGAAAGCAGGUUUUAAUUUUCAAAAUGCAGGGGGAUCACAAGGAGAGCUUGGCCUGUUGUGUAGACGUGACAUACUUGAAAUGUACAUGAAAUUUGAAAGGUUGAAAUUGAUUAUAUCUCGAGAUAUACAAGGAGAGUGAGAGAGCUGAGGUAGUAUAAAUCAGUCUAAAUAUUCCCGUGUAAUGCUAUUAUCAGAAAGAUUAUAGUUUUUUUUUUUUGUUUUUU